AAACAGAUUCUUUCAAACAUUUUGAUUCUUGUUUGUUUUUUUAAACUUCUAAACUUCUCGUCUCUCUCCUGCAGGUCACAUCUCCUGAACCUUAACGGAUUAACGUCACUCGUCCACUAGAAACCAUGAAGACCUUCUCCGCCUCACUCGCCUCCUUCCUGCGUCCCGCCACCGCCGUGAUGCUGCUUCUCCUGCCGCUGCUUCUGAUUGGCUGGGCUGAGCAGGCCACGGCGCACCCCGUCAGCAAGGUGCUCAGCCCGGCGCUGCACAGCCCGGAGACGUACGACACCGUCCACAAAGUGGCCCAACAUGCUCAGAGUUUACAGACGGAGGACGACUCCAGCGUCAGACUGAUUCCACGUGUCAACACUAACGAGGACCACCUGAAGAUCUGCUGCCUCCACGCCAACAUCCUGGACUUCUACCUGAACAACAUCCUGCCUCACCACCAGAACGCUCACCCCCGCAUGAACCAGCUGGAGACGGACCUGAGCCGGGUCAGCCUGGACCUGCAGAACCAAGGCUGUAAUGUGACUCACUAUCACGACCAUCAUCACGCCGUGGAGUUUGUCAAGAAGCUCAAGAAGAUGGAGGGCGGGCGAGGAAUCAUCAAAGCUGUGGGAGAGAUCGACAUCCUGUUCACCUACCUGCAGGACUUCUGCGUCGUGCCUCAGAACGCCACUGCCGCCUAACAACGCCGUCCAGUUUUCUACACAACGUGCUUUUUACCACAUUUAUCACCAGCUUUGCUACUUUUAUUUGUUGAUUUAUUUAUUCAAUAAAUAAAUAUUUAUUUAUUUAAAUUUUAACCCCUAAGGUAUUUAUGAGGACUGAUUGAAGUAUUUAUUUGCACACCUGAGCGGCGAGGCCUCAGGUGUUGAUCGGGUUGCCAUCUUUAUGGCAUUUUUUAUUUGACGUGUUGAAUAUGGCGUUCACACUCCGGCUGCUGAGAUUCAUUUGAGAAUAAAGAUCAGUUUGAAUUUCUA
Labrus mixtus (cuckoo wrasse) is the source of this 986-nucleotide messenger RNA. RefSeq names its product interleukin-24-like. The record is from RefSeq and is a predicted model, not a curated record. The transcript is spliced from 5 exons. The coding region runs from base 126 to 692 and encodes 188 amino acids. Lineage: Eukaryota; Metazoa; Chordata; Actinopteri; Labriformes; Labridae. Gene Ontology annotation, cellular component: extracellular region.